GGCAUCUCAGGUUUUGUGCAUCUUGAGUGAGACCUGCAACAGAGAUGGAUACCGAAGGCUUUGGAGAGCUUCUCCAGCAGGCAGAACAGCUUGCAGCUGAGACAGAGGGUAUCUCUGAGCUGCCUCAUGUAGAACGCAACCUGCAGGAGAUCCAGCAGGCUGGGGAGCGCCUGCGCUCCCGCACUCUGACCCGCACGUCCCAGGAGACCGCUGAUGUUAAGGCGUCUGUGCUUCUUGGGUCUAGAGGGCUCGAUAUAUCUCACAUUUCUCAGCGUCUAGAGAGUCUAAGUGCAGUCACUACAUUUGAGCCUCUUGAACCUGUGAAGGACACUGACAUCCAGUGAAAAAGUAACCAUUGCUGUCGACAUCCAAAGCCUCAGUAUCCUAUUUGGCAACACUUGCCUUCUUUUUGACAGCUUGAAUACUGAGAUCAAGUAUUAAAAGUAUGGCCUAGCUGAUGGAAGUAAUUAAGAGACUUAUAUCCGCAAGGAGAGACUACACUAACCUCAUUUACUGCAGUAAAUAGAAGAGACUUUCCAUCUCAUGUCAAAAGGAGACCAUCAGUGCACGCAUGCCCUUUCAUACUGGUAGUGAAUUAGUUACUGGAACCUCUCCUUGCUGGAACUCAGUCUGGAGCAGGCCAGUUCCUGUCGCAUCAGCCUGUGUUGGGCAGUGGUUGCGUGAGAUGAGAAACGACAGUGGACCAUGGAGCGUGGUGUGAACCAGGAAGUGACACAGCCUCCCAGGGGUCCUGCCCCUCCACUGGUGGGGCCACGCUUCCAAACCAUCCUCGAGAGAGGCACAUUGGGACUGGAAGAGAGGGAGAAUGUGAGGAGAUCCAACUGGAAUCUGAGGGGGAUUCCUGAAGAAUGAAAAAGAUAAUGCAUUGCUGUCAGCCAUUGAGGAGUCGAGGAAGAGGACUUUUGCUAUGGCUGAGGAGUAUCACCGAGAAUCAAUGCUGGUUGAAUGGGAACAGGUGAAACAAAGGAUUCUUCAUACUCUGCUUGCAUCAGGGGAAGAUGCUCUCGAUUUCACUCAGGAAAAUGAGCCCAGCUACACUGGCGAGUUGGGUCCUCCAGGCCGCAGCUCUUUGGACAGCGUGGAGAUGGCAUAUGCUCGUCAGAUUUAUAUUUAUAAUGAGAAGAUAGUGAAUGGACAUCUGCAGCCUAACUUGGUGGACCUUUGCGCUGCUGUUGCAGAACUGGAUGAUAAGAACAUCUCUGAGAUGUGGGCCAUGGUGAAACAAAUGACUGAUGUUACCCUGGUUCCUGCUAGCGAUGCCUUGAAAGUCCGGACCAACAUGGAAGUGCGGAUGGAGUUUGUGAGGCAGGCUCUGCGCUACCUAGAACAAAGUUACAAAAACUACACCUUUGUGACAGUCUUUGGAAACUUGCACCAGGCUCAGCUGGGUGGUGUACCAGGGACCUUCCAACUAGUCUGCAGCUUCCUGAACAUCAAACUCCCUGCACCUGUCCCUGGUCUCCAGGACGGUGAGGUAGAAGGACGUCCUGUCUGGGCACUGAUUUACUAUUGCAUGCGCUGUGGAGAUUUGACUGCAGCCAUGCAUGUGGUGAAACGGGCACAGCACCAGCUGGGAGAGUUUAAAACCUGGUUCCAGGAGUACAUGCACAGUAAAGAUAAAAGACUCUCUCCUGCCACAGAAAAUAAACUGCGUCUUCACUACAGACGAGCUCUGAGAAAUAACACUGACCCCUACAAAAGGGCUGUUUACUGUAUUAUUGGCCGUUGUGACAUUACAGAUAACCAGAGUGAGGUUGCUGAUAAAACAGAAGACUAUCUUUGGCUAAAACUGAACCAGGUGUGUUUUGAUGACGAUGGUGCAAGUUCCCCACAAGACCGACUAACAUUAUCACAGUUCCAGAAGCAGCUGCUAGAAGACUAUGGUGAAUCGCAUUUUGCAGUGAACCAGCAGCCUUUCCUCUACUUCCAAGUAUUGUUCUUGACAGCACAGUUUGAAGCUGCAAUUGCUUUUCUCUUCCGGAUGGAGCGCUUGCGUUGUCAUGCUGUUCAUGUUGCUUUGGUCCUGUUUGAGUUAAAAUUGCUCCUGAAAUCUUCUGGGCAGAGUGCACAGCUAUUAAGCCACGAAGCUGGUGACCCUCCUGGUGUCAGGCGUCUGAAUUUUGUGCGGCUUUUGAUGCUUUACACCCGUAAGUUUGAAUCAACGGAUCCAAGGGAAGCUCUGCAGUAUUUCUACUUUCUCAGGAAUGAGAAGGACAGCCAAGGAGAGAACAUGUUCUUACGUUGUGUUAGUGAAAUAGUAAUUGAAAGCAGAGAGUUUGAUAUGAUUCUUGGAAAGCUGGAAAACGAUGGGAGUAGGAAGCCUGGAGUGAUAGACAAGUUUACAAGUGACACAAAACCCAUUAUCAACAAAGUUGCUUCUGCAGCAGAAAAUAAAGGAUUGUUUGAAGAAGCUGCAAAACUGUACGACCUUGCAAAGAAUCCUGACAAAGUUCUAGAACUGAUGAACAAGCUCCUCAGUCCUGUCAUUCCCCAGAUCAGCACCCCCCAGUCAAACAAGGAGCGGUUGAAGAACAUGGCCCAUUCCAUUGCUGAGAGGUACAAAGCUCAGGGGAUAAGUGCAAAGAAGUCCAUUGACUCCACGUUCUACCUUCUGCUAGACUUAAUCACGUUUUUUGAUGAAUAUCAUGCUGGUCACGUUGACAGGGCCUUUGAUAUUAUUGAACGCCUAAAGCUUGUACCUCUUAGCCAGGAUUGUGUAGAGGAGAGAGUUGCUGCCUUCCGGAAUUUCAGUGAUGAAAUCAGGCACAAUUUAUCUGAGGUCCUGCUUGCAACCAUGAAUAUUUUAUUCACCCAGUAUAAGAGGAUGAAAGGCACAAGCCCAGCCACUCCUACGAGACCCCAGCGGGUAAUGGAAGACAGAGAUUCGGCAGAGAUAGCAGCGAGCCCAGACUGCAGUGCUGGAAACCAUGGCUGCAGCGACAGCCCUGACCCAGAUGCCCACCUUCGAUCUCAAGCCCGUGCACUGAUCACGUUUGCUGGAAUGAUCCCUUACAGGACGUCGGGAGACACAAACGCGAGACUGGUGCAAAUGGAGGUCCUUAUGAAUUAGCAGAGAAGCUUUUGAUCAGGGUUGCAGCAGCCUGUGCCUGUCUUUAGUAGUGGUGGGACCAGUAUCAUUUUGUAUUCUGUAUUUUUGUUGCUGGAAAUAAAUUUCUUUGAUUUCUCUUUGGUUUUGA
Molecule: messenger RNA, 3218 nt
Organism: Strigops habroptila (Kakapo)
Lineage: Eukaryota; Metazoa; Chordata; Aves; Psittaciformes; Psittacidae
Gene: NUP93
Product: nucleoporin 93
Exons: 24
Coding region: 929-3091 (720 amino acids)
Biological process (GO): poly(A)+ mRNA export from nucleus; protein import into nucleus
Cellular component (GO): nuclear pore
Molecular function (GO): structural constituent of nuclear pore
Source: RefSeq, a predicted model, not a curated record